Messenger RNA from Cinara cedri, 486 nucleotides. Lineage: Eukaryota; Metazoa; Arthropoda; Insecta; Hemiptera; Aphididae. The record is from the annotation of a GenBank genome assembly.
AUGUUUGUAUUGGAAUUGCCCACACAAAUGGCAAUGGAACGAACAGGAAAAAGCAUUGAGUGUGUCACCGACUGGUUUAAAAUGUGCCGAGAGGUAUGCACAGCUGUUUUGAAGACUAAAAAAAAAGUGGUUGAAAAUGCACAAAAUCCAAUUCAGAUUGACGAAGCUCGUUUCGCUGGCCGAAGGAAGUACAAUAGGGAUAGAUUAUUAGCUGGAGACGCUCCUCCCUCUUUGAAAGAUAUAAGCGCUAAGGUAAUCAAUAACCGAAAUCACGGUGCACGGGUACGUGGCUCCCGGGUAUUUGGUUUAAAAAAUGGGAACGAUUGUCGUUAUUUUUAUGUUCAUCGACGCGAUCGAGAAACACUUCUACCGAUAAUAGAACGUGAAUGCGAGGCAGGAUCAGAAAUUCAUUCCGAUGAAUGGGCCGCAUACAAGUGUCUCACAACGUUCCUCCUCCUAGUCGCACUAUUGUUAACAGGAUCAUAG